This is a messenger RNA of Drosophila biarmipes, 973 nucleotides long. RefSeq lists its product as uncharacterized. The record is from RefSeq and is a predicted model, not a curated record. The transcript has a single exon. The coding region runs from base 44 to 760 and encodes 238 amino acids. Lineage: Eukaryota; Metazoa; Arthropoda; Insecta; Diptera; Drosophilidae.
GCUAUUCCACUAGUUCUAUACCACUUCUGGAACACAGAUCAGGAUGCGGUUCGUCGGUUGUGCCUUCUUGGCUUUCGCUUGCCUGGCGGCCUUCCCCAGUGCCACGCCCGUUCUCUUGGCUCCUAUCCGAUAUGUAAAUGGAACCCAGGCUGCCCAGAGCAACUUUGCCCUGGAGCUGAGGGGAGUAAUUCGUCAGAUACCCAAGGACCAGAUCGAGAAACUGGUGCAGACCUACCUCCUCAAUGAUAUCGAGUUCCAGGGUCUGAUCAGGGCAAUCAACUCCCUGCCGGCCUACAGAUUCUACCGGCAGUUGGCCAACCAGCCCGAGGUGCGGCAGCUGCAGCAGUGGGUCACCCAACAGCUGAUCCUGGCCGGCGGCUCCCCCAAGAUAUUCGACUACCUGGAACUGGAGAUCAAGAUCUUCAACAAGUACCCCUACUGGUCGCAGAUUGUGAAUGGCAUCCGCGGCUUCCAGUCGGAGCUCGUGCAGAUCUACCCGGUGCAACUCAUUCGCAGUCUCCUGGAGCCCAGUGCCAGCCAAACCAGUCCUCUGCUGUCCGAACUCUGGCGUCGUCUGGUGGCCUUGCGUCCGGUUUACGAAAGGGUCUUGGCCACUCCCCCCGGCAAGGUCAUCACUGCUGAGCUCCAGCGACUGGGCGUGGAUGUGGGUGGUGUGGACGCCCUGAUUCGGUACCAAUUCGGCUGGAGCAACGUCACGGUGAGCAACUCCUAUCCCAACUACGAUUACUACCUGUACUAGAGAUGUAUUUCGGAAGUGGAUAAGGCAAAUGGACCUAGUUUUAUCACCAUUCAAGUAUUACCAAAGGAAUUCCCAGUAAACAUAAGUUUAAUCAAAUUCUGUUUAAUAAGCGUGGCUGUUCUGGUUUUAUAAAUAUUUUAACUUACACAUACCUAACUGUUUCGUGAUUUAUUUUGACUUUUGAAAAUAAGUAAAAUUAUGGCAUUAUUAUAA